GUCGCUGCUGGCCGGCGCAUCCAUCCUCCCUCUCCCUUUCAUCGCAUCUCACUCUCCGUCCAGAACCGUCAUUCAACUCGCGAUGACACGCCCCUCCACGCUAGUCCUCGCCCUCGCGGCCAGCUUCGGCGCAAGCGGUGUUGCCGGACGCGAUGAGCCCCAUGUCCUGCGUCGGGCUUGUCCUGACUACACGUCUUACGCGUCCACCGGACAUGCCCCAUACAGCGGCGGCCCCCUGAACCUCCCCUUCCAACGACCCGCGGUAGAAUGUCGAACGUUCGCCUCGUCCGCAGUAGAACAGGUCAUUGACGAUGUCACCUCGCGCAUGGUAGACAAGGACCUGGCGCAGCUAUUCCGCAAUGCGUUCCCUAACACCUUGGACACGACCAUCCGUUGGCACACCAACGGCUCCACGACCUCCACGACCUCCAGGAAGAACAAGCGGGAUAACGCCCAGUGGCAGGGACCUCAGACCUUCGUGGUCACCGGUGACAUCAAUGCAGAGUGGCUGCGUGACUCGACGAACCAGCUAUCUGGCUACCAGCUCCUCGCAAAGAAGGACCCCGCUCUCUACAACCUGAUCCUGGGCGCCAUCAACACCCAGGCCGAGUUCGUCAUUCAGUCCCCCUACUGCAACGCCUUUCAGCCCCCAUCGCCCAGCGGCAUCCAACCAACCAACAACGGCCAGCAAGACACCGUCCACCCGGCAUACGAGCCCUCAGUAGUCUUCGAAUGUAAAUACGAACUCGACUCCCUCGCCAACUUCCUCGCCCUGGCCACCGACUUCUACGAAAACACUGGGUCAACCGAAUUCCUGACCAACCGAUGGUAUCUCGCCCUCAACACCCUCCUGAGCGUACUCGACGCGCAAUCCGCCCCAACCUUCAACAGCAAGCAGCAAUAUGUCCAGAACCAGUACACCUUCCAGCGCCAAACCACCCUCGGCACAGAAACCCUCAGUCUCGCAGGCAUCGGCAACCCCCUCAACCGAGGCACGGGUCUCAUCCGCAGCGCAUUCCGUCCCAGCGACGACGCAACCAUUCUGGGCUUCUUCAUCCCGCCCAACGCCAUGAUGUCCGUGCAGUUGAAUAAGACCGCAAGCAUCCUUCGCGCCGUAGGCGGACAGGACGAUCUCGCAUCUAAUCUCCAAUCCCGGAGUGAUAAACUCGCACAAGCCGUCCGCGAGCACGGCAUCGUCCAGCACCCCAAAUACGGCGACGUCUACGCCUUCGAGGUAGACGGGUACGGCUCGCGCAUUCUCAUGGACGACGCCAACGUCCCCUCUCUCCUCUCCCUCCCCCUCCUCGGCUUCCUCGACAAGAGCGAUCAGACUUAUCAAAACACCCGCACCAUGAUCCUCUCCGCCGAAGGCAACCCGUACUAUCUCACCGGAUCGGACUUCCAUGGCAUCGGCGGUCCUCACAUCGGCCUCCAAAACGCCUGGCCCAUGUCCCUCCUCGUGCAAGCCAUGACCUCAUCCUCCCAAGCCGAAAUCACCACCUCCAUCAACCUAGUCCGCAACUCGAGUCUGCUGGGUCUAGUCCACGAGUCCAUCAACGUCAACAAUAUCAAGGAUUACACCAGACCGUGGUUCGCGUGGGCGAACUCCGUCUUCGCGCAGACUAUCCUUAAGGUUGCGGCUGAAAACCCCGAUAUUAUCUUUGGGGAGGGCGCGGAGCCGUAUGUUGUUUCUUAGGGGGCUGGCUGGGCUGGCUGGCUUUCUUUCUUGGGGGGGUUCAGGGUUAUUUAUUGCCCGAACGAUCCUGAAAAGUGAGUGGUAUUGGUUGGGAGUAUAACUAUGGGUAGGUACAUGGGUACCGUGCUGUGCAGUGUGCAAUAUUAUAUACCCUUCGGCUUGGUUGUUCCUUUUUCGUUUGGUUUGGUUUGGUAGUUUGGUGAUACAGGAUAUUAUUCUGAUUGGUUAUCUUAUCUUUCCUGUUAGAAAGCUGAGAUCGUCUUUGAAUAGAAAAU
Molecule: messenger RNA, 1971 nt
Organism: Aspergillus heteromorphus CBS 117.55
Lineage: Eukaryota; Fungi; Ascomycota; Eurotiomycetes; Eurotiales; Aspergillaceae
Product: glycoside hydrolase family 125 protein
Exons: 3
Coding region: 83-1696 (537 amino acids)
Biological process (GO): carbohydrate metabolic process
Source: RefSeq, a predicted model, not a curated record